AUGUCGGUUGUGUGGUUAGCAAUGGGCGAAGAUGGCAGUGUGGUGGGUUCUCGAAGCAAGAAGAAUCUGUCUUGGCUAUUGUUAUUGUUUGAAGCGCGCGAUGAUGCCAAGCCGACUUUGAACUUCACAUGCAUAAGCGUUCGAGAUCUGACCGGCCAACCAACGCACGGACGUCGACACCUCGCGUCUUCUCGUUCACUUUGUGUAUUCCGCCGCUUGUCGCUCAAAAGAGUCGACCUCGGGAUACAAAACAUCGCCCCCAACAUCUCACCAUCGCGGUUGCUUGAGGUCUCUGCGAAGACUGCCGGCCAGCGAGCUAUGGCGCCGCCGGGUGGUACUGACGCCGGCAACAAGGACACCAACAAUGUCACCUCGACUCCCAGCGGCAGUCCUGUCACGACUCGCUUCAUUAGCGCCGACUUUGGCACCACGAAGUUGAUGGUCACAUACUGGGUCGGCAAGCCAGGAGUUCCACCAGAACCCUCUGCUGCGCGCGACGUUCGCUUGGGCGCACAUGCAGACCACACUACCUCGCGCAUCGCCCUCGAGAAGCAAGAUGAUGGCACGUAUCGGUUGCUUUGGGGUAAGUAUACCCUUGUGACCGUGACCGACGCAGUAGCCUCAGAAAUGGCAGCACAGUCUCGGCGCUACGUCUCAGAGCGCGCGGAACUUGAGAAGGCCAUUGAGGCUGGUACCGUUUCCGCCGAGAACAUCAUUGAGCAACUCAAGCUCUCCAUAUACAGAGCUCAUAGCGAUAACUAUAUCGCUGAUACAGCGGAGCGCCGUCUGAAGGCUUGUGGAUUCGAUGCGGAGACAGUGCUUCAGGAACUGUUCAGGCAGAUUCUUCAGAAGAGCUUGUCCUCGAUGAGCGAGGACUGGUUUAUUGGCUUUUCGAAGGAGGUGAGAUCCUCCAUGCCAACCGUGCUCUUCAUCAGCGUGCCGGAAGCUUGGGACCCGCCGGAGAACCGCAUCAUGUCACAAGCUGCGAAGAAGACUGGCCUUGUCGACCGUGUGCAGCUCGUCUACGAAGCUCAUGCCUCUGCCGCAUUCUACUUCGACCAGCUCAAGAACAACGGACAGGCUUUGUACUUGGCAGGCGAGCAAUUCAUCCUCCUCGACGCAGGUGGUGGUACGACUGACGGCAUUCGGCUGCAGCAGAAGAGCGACUCAAAUGAUGGCGCUGCUGUAAAGCUUCAUAAACUGGCACCGUCAGAGAGUGACCUAUGUGGCUCUGAAUUUGUUGACGCCGAGUUCCUCAAGUGGCUGCCACCAUAUGUUGAACGCAAAUACAAGGCCAAGCCCAAGCCCGAGAACGGCGAGGAGACGGUGCAAAACAAUAUUGGCAAUGCGAAGAAGCGCAAGAAGGGCAAGAAGGACAAGCCCAAGCCCAAGCCCCAACCCGAAAACGGCGAGGAGACGCUGCGAAACGAUAUUGGCAAUGCGAAGCAGGGCAAGGAGGACAAGCCAAAGAAGUAUGGCCUCGAGGCACUACUUGAGGACCUGGACAUCAGUAAGGACAACUUUCUUGAGCAGGCCAAGCAUGGCUUCUCACAACAGAAAACCACGAAGACCACGAAAAUAGCCAACAUUACCGUCAGCGGCAAGGACUGCGACAGUACUGGACUUGAAUCUGGUUGGCCAUAUUUCAACAGGAUGGCAGAAAUGCGGCAAUUCUUUGAACCUGUCGUUAAGAAGAACGUCGAUCUUGUUUCAGCCCUGUUGAAGGACUCGGAAGUCAAGUUCAUCUUGGUGGCGGGCGGGUUCUCCAAGUCGCGAUAUCUGAUGGAGGCACUCGAGAAUGCAUUCGGCAAGGACAAGGUGAAGGAUGUUGCUCCAAGCGUCGCCCUCGCGCCCCAUCCAGUCGCGCGCGGUGUGGCUCUGCGCUACCAAGAUGUGAUCGACAUCAGUGUGCCCCCAACAGACUGUUUCGGCAUCUCCCAAGAUGAACACUUCGACGAUCUUCGUCACCCAGAUGGUCUUUAUGAGAAGGGAGAUCAGAUCUUGUCCCGAAGAGGUAACAUUCCAGCGAGAGAAGGUGACAUUAACAAGAGAAUCGUCAUGAGGGGAAAAUAUGAUGACGAGCUCUGGGUCGAGGAGCGCUGGGUCACACUCAUGAAGCCAGGAGAAACGGGUCCAGUCGAUUCUGCGGUCUGGCAAUGGGACUUCAUCGAGGAAGCACACAAGGACCAGCCUCUGAAGUGUCAGAUCUACUGGACUAAGACCCGCAUCAAGGACGGCAGCCACAUCCAGCAGUGGGGCGGAGAAGCUGGGAUGAGACGCGACGUCAUGCAUUGGGGCCCGCCUCUCAUAGUCAAGGCUCCAGAUUGGCAUGCUCACGGCUUCCGGCUGACGACAACGAAGAAGAAGCAGGGGAAGAACUUCGAGGGAUUCCACAUCUUCUGGCGCCUGAAGAUGGCGCGUGAGGGUGGGAACGUGAGCUUGCUGUGGGAGCUUGCGCCUCCUUUGGAGGGAAUGCCUGCACAUGACUAUCCAAGCGAGCAGACGAUUCACCUCGUGAAGGAGAUGGUUGUGGACCAGAACUUGGCAGCGAAGAAAUUUGAGAGUAGGUGA
Molecule: messenger RNA, 2571 nt
Organism: Pseudocercospora fijiensis CIRAD86
Lineage: Eukaryota; Fungi; Ascomycota; Dothideomycetes; Mycosphaerellales; Mycosphaerellaceae
Exons: 11
Coding region: 1-2571 (856 amino acids)
Source: RefSeq, a predicted model, not a curated record